UUUUGAAGAUAUUUAAAUUCAUAUUUCAUAGCAUCUACUGAAUAUUUCCACGUGAUUUUAACGAACGUUACAACUACUGUGUUGAGAUAUAUUAUAGUUUUUCCGAAUCAUGACAAAGACCAUGUCUUCUGAUGAUUACGAGCAGGUUGCCAAAGAAAUGCGAGCGUGGCUCAAUUCACAACCGCAUCUACCUCAAGAUGUCUCGGACGGCAUGUUGUGCCGCUUCGCUCACAGCUGCUAUUACGACAUGGAGGGUGCGAAAAGCGCAGCAGAUACUUACUUCACUCUCAGACGCGACUACCCUCAGUUAUUCACUGACAGAGAUCCUGACUCACCUCACAUGAAGAAGUUUAUAAGUGCCGUUAAUCUAGCCCACCUGGAACUUUCUGAACGAAGAAAACUUUGGAUAUGGCAAUUGAACGAUCCCAAUUUAGAGCAUUACGAGUUAACUUUGGACGCCAAAUUCCAUCUCCUAGUCAACGACUGCUGGUUUCUCGCCAAUGAGGAAAGAUUUUAUGAAAGCGAUAUAUAUAUGUUGGUAGAUUUUAAAGAUAUUGUCAGUAUCAAAGUGUUCACGAAACUGAAUAUGCUGGCGGCGAGGGUUCUGUCAAAGUACCAACGGGAAGCAGUGCCAGUUCGUCUGAAACAGCUGCACAUAGUAAACGCCUCGUUCGUAGCGAGGAAAGCCUUUGCGUUAGUCAAGAAGUUUUUUAGCAAAGAUGUUAAUGACAUGAUACAUUUCCAUGAGGCGAACUCCACGACACUACAUAAUUUCUUCAAUGAGGACGAACUACCCUCAGACUACGGCGGUACCCGACCUUCUAUGAAAACCUUCAUGGUCGAAACUAUGAAACUGAUAAACGAUAAACGGUACGACAAAAAUACAAAUUAA
Molecule: messenger RNA, 892 nt
Organism: Aricia agestis (brown argus)
Lineage: Eukaryota; Metazoa; Arthropoda; Insecta; Lepidoptera; Lycaenidae
Product: retinaldehyde-binding protein 1-like
Exons: 6
Coding region: 110-892 (260 amino acids)
Cellular component (GO): membrane
Molecular function (GO): phosphatidylinositol bisphosphate binding
Source: RefSeq, a predicted model, not a curated record